Molecule: messenger RNA, 1810 nt
Organism: Alexandromys fortis (reed vole)
Lineage: Eukaryota; Metazoa; Chordata; Mammalia; Rodentia; Cricetidae
Gene: Ube3d
Product: ubiquitin protein ligase E3D
Exons: 10
Coding region: 151-1257 (368 amino acids)
Biological process (GO): protein monoubiquitination; proteasome-mediated ubiquitin-dependent protein catabolic process; protein autoubiquitination
Cellular component (GO): nucleus; cytosol; ubiquitin ligase complex
Molecular function (GO): cyclin binding; ubiquitin protein ligase activity; ubiquitin conjugating enzyme binding
Source: RefSeq, a predicted model, not a curated record
CGGCGCUGUAGCCGACAGACGCCGACCGUCGGAUCCCGCCCGGCCACCGCGCUGCCACCGCCGCCUGGGAGCCGCUUGCCACACGUGCUCCCACUCUGUCCGGGUUCUGGUAACUGCGGGCUCGGUAUCGCGUGGGGGCACGACUGGGCCAUGGCGGUGGCUGCGGCGGAAACGCGCGUGUUCCUGGAAGUGCGGAGACGGCUGCAGAGCGCGCUCCUAAUCCUGGGUGAGCCAGAUGAAGGAGGGAUGCACCUGGAUGUUUCCAUAACGCCCACCUCACUUUUGAUGCGAACGCCUGAUGGCUGCAGCGAGACCCAGCUUCCAGCAGAGGUCAGGCUUGUACCGUCCUCGUGCGGCGGGCUGCAGUAUAUCAGCGGAGAUGGCCUGCACCUUCGUCUGCAGGCCCGCACUGAAUCCAGCCCUCAACUGAUUUCAGUGUUUAAGCACGGCUUGCGAGCCCAAGAAUGUUGCACAUUUUCUUGCCAAUCCUGCGGUGAAGUCUUGAUAAAGGACAGGAAGCUCCUCAGGGUGCUCCCACUGCCGAGUGAGAACUGGGGCGCUCUGGUUGGAGAAUGGUGCUGCCAUCCUGACCCCUUUGCUAAUAAGCCUCUACAGCCACGAGAAAACGACUGUUUUAUUGGGGACUCUUUCUUCUUAGUGAAUUUGAGAAGUGAUUUGGAGCAGGAACCAAAAGCAAAUACCAAAGUCAUUUGUAAGCGUUGCAAGGUAAUGUUGGGAGAGACCGUAUCAUCAGAAACAACUAAAUUUUACAUGACAGAAAUAAUUAUCCAGCCAUCUGAGGGAAGUUUUCCUAACAUACCAAGGUCUCAGUUUGUUCAGAGUGUUCUUGCCCAGUGCCUGGUGGAACUCUCCUCUGCUAGAAGCACUUUUAGAUUCACGAUUCAAGGUCAGGAUGGCAAAGUAUACAUCUUGCUCUGGAUUUUAAACUCAGACAGUUUGGUGAUUGAGCCUCUGAGAAGUUCCAGGUGUGUCAGGAAGUUCCCACUGUUGGAAAAUACAUCGGAAGCUGACUCUCGCUCUGCCCUGAACGCCAUCAAAGUCCUCUACCAGCCCUGCAUCCGAAGUAGGAAUGAAGAGCUUGCCAGCGCAUGGGAAAGUGACAUCAGCGUCCACCCUUUAACCCUGCCCUCUGCAACCUGCUUGGAACUGCUGUUGAUACUGUCGAGGAGCAACGCUUCACUGCCUCUGUCCCUUCGCCAAAUGAAUUCCUUUAAGGUGGCCUUUUUGAAGAUGUAGCCGUUGAAGCUGAGGCUUUCUGGUCUACCAGCAGACAGCUCCCCAGCACAGAACAAAGCCAAGGCCUGGAGUCAGCUCUGUGAGCACAGUGUGCCAAGAUGAACAAGAACUAGAGCUGCAGAAAGAGGGCUCUGUGCUAAAGUUUCCAGUUUAUUUGUUUGCAUUUAUUCUCCGAGAGUUGACUAUAGAUCCAUGCAAACCCAAGGCUGUGCGGAAAGUCGUAGUAGCAGGUUGUCGGCAGGUUAAGUAAGUAUAGAAGUUGCACCUCUACUUCCCACAGAGAGGAAUAUUCAAGUCUGUGCUGUGUCAGCACCACCUGGAAGCAUAUUAGCUAAUGGAAACCCAUCUGUCCUGUGUGAACACAGCGAGGAACUUCAUUGGGGAGCUGAAUGUUAACUGCUGUAAGCCCUGGGAAAUAAACUUUUAAAGAGCUCUGGGUUUGUUUAAAACAUUUUUUAAAAACUAAAAUAUGCAAUUUUUCAUAUCUUAUUCAAAGAAGGUGCUUGUUGGUGUUACCGAGUGAGUGAUUAUCCAAUUAAAGUUUCCCUGAGGG